CGUCGUGCUAAGAACGUGGACGUGCGCAAUAAUAAGAAGCCUCGGCCCGCCCUGUGGUUGAGAAAAACUCGUCCCUUCUCACCCUUAUCCCUACUCCCAAACAUUCUGUUGUUUUGGACAGAGUCUCGCCGCCACCAUGACCAUCGACGCAGAAAAGGCCCCUCCGGAGGGCAACGUCCCCAUCAUCGACGGGAGAAAGAACUCUCUUCGAGCCGGCAGCAUCGACGAUAUCACCGUGCUGGACAAGCUGGGGUACAAGCCUGAACUGAGCCGCAAUCGAUCAAUGGCAACGCUCCUGUUUCAGUCCUUGGCCAUCGCCGCCAUCCCUUACGGGGAGGGUGGUCCACUGAUUUCCGCCAUCUAUGGCGGAGGCCCGCUUGCAAUGUUCGUGGGCUGGAUUGUUGUUCUCGCCCUGGAUGAAUGCGUUGCACUCUCCUUGAGCGAGCUGGCGUCGAGAUAUCCUACCUCAGCUGGACCGUAUUAUUGGUCCUUUCAACUGGCCGGCAGGGGCAAGACCACUUUGUCAUUCAUCACCGGGUGGACGUGGCUUAUAGGAAACUGGACAAUCACGCUCUCGGUCAAUUUCGGAUUCGCCUCGCUUAUCGUUGCCACCGUUGCAAUGUAUCAUCCAGAUUGGGUCGCGAAGGACUGGCAAUUGCUCUUGAUUUUCUACGCCAUUUGCUUGAUGACCCUGGUCAUCUGCACCUUCGCGAAUCGGUUCCUGCCCAUGGUCGAUACCAUUUGUGCGGCCUGGACAGCUCUGAGCAUCAUCAUUAUUCUCAUCGCACUCUCGGUCAAAGCGGACGUUGGGAGACAUAGCGCGGGCUAUGCGCUCGGCCACUACGACAAGUCGUUCUCUGGUUGGGGAGGUUUCACAUUCUUCAUCGGUCUGCUGCCCGCCGCAUACACAUUCUCGGCUAUUGGAAUGAUUUCAGCCAUGGCGGAGGAGUGCUCAAAUCCCACUGUCAAGGUUCCCACAGCCAUCAGUCUUUGUGUGCCUGUGGGUGGCUUUGCAGGCUUGUUCUUCAUCUUGCCGAUCUGCUUCACCCUGCCUCCCUUGGAAGACGUCAUCGCAGCGCCAUACGGUCAGGCACUCCCCUAUAUCUUUCACACCGUUAUGGGCACGCCCGGAGGUGGUCUGGGCCUCAUCUUCCUCGUCUUGAUGAUCACACUGUUCUGCAGCAUCAGCAUCACCGUGGCCGCGUCGCGCUGUACGUGGGCAUUUGCUCGGGAUGAUGCCAUUCCACUGUCUCGUGUUUGGUCCAAAGUCAACGGCCGCCUCGGAGUUCCUGUCUAUGCCUUGAUGCUCACGACCGUGGUGCAAAUGCUGCUUGGUCUGAUCUAUCUUGGAUCAUCAUCCGCCUUCCUCGCCUUUGUAUCAGUCGGUGUGAUUGGAUUGGCCGUGUCCUAUGCCAUCCCCAUCACGAUCAGCGUUCUGCAUCGACGGAGAGAGGUCUCCACGGCGCGCUGGAACUGUGGUCGUAUCAUCGGCCCCAUUGCUAAUGGCGUUGCUCUGUGCUGGAUCGGGUUUGAGGUGGUGUUGUUCAGCAUGCCCACAGCUUUGCCAGUCACAGUGGUGACGAUGAACUACGCCAGCGUCGUCUUUGUUGGGUUCAUGUUCAUCUCUGCUGUCUGGUACUUUGUCUACGCUCGGAAGGCGUACAAAGGACCCCCAGCGUCUGAUGGUAUCACCGCUGAAUAACGCUUCCUGGCUAGAAGCUGUUCAAGAGCUCUGUGAAACAAAUAGGUUCUAGGUAGUAAAUAAUGCUUUUGCCGGUGAACAGGCACUGGCGAGACUGGCAAACGGAUACGGGCUCGUAUUUUCGGCCAGUGCCCGAAGCUGGAG
Cladophialophora immunda is the source of this 1846-nucleotide messenger RNA. RefSeq lists its product as uncharacterized. The transcript has 3 exons. Gene Ontology annotation, molecular function: transmembrane transporter activity. Gene Ontology annotation, cellular component: membrane. Lineage: Eukaryota; Fungi; Ascomycota; Eurotiomycetes; Chaetothyriales; Herpotrichiellaceae. Bases 137 to 1702 code for a protein of 521 amino acids. The record is from RefSeq and is a predicted model, not a curated record. Gene Ontology annotation, biological process: transmembrane transport.